Molecule: messenger RNA, 948 nt
Organism: Andrographis paniculata
Lineage: Eukaryota; Viridiplantae; Streptophyta; Magnoliopsida; Lamiales; Acanthaceae
Exons: 1
Coding region: 81-752 (223 amino acids)
Source: RefSeq, a predicted model, not a curated record
UUAUUUCCAUUCCCAUUCUCAUUCUUGCUCAAAUCCCUUUCCCCAUUAAAAAAAACUAAACCCCUUUAAUUUACCAGAGAAUGCAGCCCACUGUUGAACACCAAAUUUCCCAUGAUUUAAGCACCAAUCUCAAUCUGACUAUAUCCAUGGAGGACGACGACCAUGAUCGCAAAAACGAAGAACAAGAAGAAGAAGGAAUAGAAAUAGAAGAAGAGGAAGAGGAAGAGUUUUCGUUUAUGGCCGCCGGCGGCAGUUCGUCGCCGAUCGCGGCGGAGGACGCCUUCCUCAACGGCCAGAUCAAGCCGGCGUUCCCGCUCCUCGCCGCCGGGGAUUUUCCGAUGCGGCCGCCGGUGGAGAAGGUGUUCGUGGAGGCCACGUCAUCUUCGGCCGGCGAGUGGUCGAACCGGAAAGCGGUCGAGGCCGGGCCGGGUCCGGAGGUCUGCAAGAAGAGCAACUCGACCGGUUUCUCGAAGAUUUGGCGGUUCAAGGAUUUGCUCGGGAGGAGCAACAGCGAUGGCAGGGACGCCUUCGUUUUCCUAAACCAGGCGCCGGAGACGUCGGCGACGGCGACGGCGACGGCGAAGAAGAAGAAGAAGAAGACGGCGGCGGCGUCGGCGCACGAGGUGUACCUGAAGAGCAAGGUGAAGGAGGAGGAGGAGCGGCGGCGGUCGUAUCUGCCGUACCGGCCGGAGUUAAUGGGGUUCUUUACGAACGUCAAUGGUGGGCUGUCCAAAAACGUACACCCGUUUUAGAGUCUAUCCUACGGUUAAGAUUAAAUUUGUUUCUUCUUUAGAAUUCUUCGAUCAACGGUUCGGAUCUGCCAAGAUCGAGUGUGUAGCUACUUUUCAAUUAAAAAAAAAAAAUGUAUUAUUACAUACAUAAAUUAAAAUUAACACGCCUCUUGAUCGAAUUUUAAUCUAUACACUUUAUAUUAAGCAUAUCAUAUCA